AUGGCUGCUGCUCAACCAGCCUACGAAUAUUCAGCUUAUGAUUAUCAAUAUGAUGCAAAUUCAUCUUCUGGAUAUCCAUCUUAUGCAAGCUAUGAAGCAGGUGCAUCUUAUGCACCACCUGGAUCAUAUGAAAGUUAUGCAGCAUCAGCAGGUUAUCCUCCAGGUACUACAGCAGGUCAACCAUAUACAAGUGUAGAUCCAUAUUCUGGUUAUCCAACUACAGCUUAUGCUUAUCCAACAUCAGCUGCUACUGCUGGUGCACCACCAGCAACUGCAAGUCAAGCAUCUUAUUCAUCAACAUAUGGUUCAUCACCAACGACAACUGGAUAUGCCUAUGAUUCGAGACGUAGUACACCACCACCAACAUCUGCAGCUGCACAUUAUGCACAAUAUGAUUAUACAUCAGGUGCUGCUGGUGCAUAUGCUGGUGCACCACCGCCAGGCGUACCUUAUUCUCCUUAUAAAACAGCACCAGCAUCAAAUGGUUCAUCAUCAGCAAGUGCCUAUGCAGCUUAUUCUGCUUCUGCUCCACCGUCACAUGGUGCAUAUGGUGUUCCACCAGGUAGUCAUCUUUCAGGAGCAAUGGGUACACAUCCACCACCAACUCAUGUUUAUGGUCCACCUCCACCAACAGCUGGUAUGAUACCUCGACGACCUGAAUAUUAUCCUCCAGCUCCAAUGCAUCAUUCAAUGCAUUAUAUUCCACAACAAGCUCAUUCAAUGCAUUAUCGUUUGCCACCUCGAGGGGGCUAUCAACGUGAACUUGAUGAACCUGGUGAUGAAAAUGCUCUUCUACGACACGUCGUUUAUAUAACUGGUUUACCGAAAGAAAUUCAAAAUGAAACAUUAGCUGAAGUAUUUGCUGCUGUUUGUGGACCAAUUGCACCGGUUGAUGUACGCUCACCAAAACCAAAAAUUUGGGUUUAUAAAGAUCGUCAAACACGGGAAGGUAAAGGUGAAGCAACAAUUACAUUUAUCAAUCCUGAUUCAUGUCAAACAGCAAUUAGUUAUUUCGAUGGAAAAGAAUUGUUUGGUCGUGAAAUUCGUGUUACAUUAUGUCCAAGACGUAUGUAUAAUAUGCAAAAACAAAAUACACCAUUCAAUCCUGCUGCUCCAUCAAUGAAUACAAAUACAGUAGCUAAGCAAAUCAAUACAAAUAAUAUUAUUAAUACAACAACAGCAGAUAGUUCAACAACCCCACCAAUAACAACAACGACUGCUGCAAAUACGUCAUCAUCAUCGUCAACAACACCAGCAACAACAUCAACAACAACAACGUCUGUUACAACUGCUAACCCAAUAGCAACAAUAUCUUCAUCAACACUUGGAUUACCACGUCAAUUGAAUCAUUCAUUGUUUAAAUUACGACAAACACCUGAACAACAACGUGGUCUUUUACCUACUCCACCUCUUACUUUUGGAGGACCUAUGAUAAAUACUGCAGGUCAACGGGAUGGUGUUCGAAAAGAAUUACCUCGUAUUGCACUAAAUAGGCAAAGGUAA
Messenger RNA from Adineta steineri, 1503 nucleotides. Lineage: Eukaryota; Metazoa; Rotifera; Eurotatoria; Adinetida; Adinetidae. The record is from the annotation of a GenBank genome assembly.